GAAAAUUCCUGGUGCCCACUAGGUGGUGGUGACAGUUCAUGUGAAACUGAAAGCUGCUACAGAAUGGUCACAUUACAAUGCACAAGAGAAGGGGUGUGUUUCUGCAUACGUGGUGUUAAUUUCCGCUUUUCUCUUUACAGACAAAAGACCACUACGCUUUUUUUCUUUUUAAAAAUAUUGUUUCCCGUCCUGCCUUCACUUCUUUCCAUGUUUAACUUGGCUUUUCCUGCAAGUUUAAAUGCCCUGGAUUACAUCACAGAUGAACGCAACCAGUGUUCAAGACUUCUUUCCCCAUAAGACAACCAUGGCAGUAGACAUUGCUAUGAAUUUCUACUUGGGUUCGACUGCAUUGAAACGAGACCACCUGGAAUGCAGGAUUACACCCAAAACUAGCAAGCCACUGAGACCAUGUAUCCAACCAAACGACAAGACCUUGCUAACAGAGCUGAAAAAUCAAGAGGAGAAAGUGAAAAAGCGGGUUUCCUUUGCAGACAGUAGAGGUCUAUCCCUUACUAUGGUAAAAGUAUAUUCGGAGCUUGAUGACCCUCUGGAGAUUCCCUUCAACAUCACAGAACUGAUUGACAACAUAGUUAACUUGACCACAUUAGAGAAAGAACAUCUGAUUUUGGACUUUGAACAACCUGCUGCAGAUUACCUGGAUUUCAGGAACCGCCUCCAGGCAGACUUUGUCUGUCUCGAAAAUUGCAUGCUCAAAGAGCGAACUCUUGUUGGCACUAUAAAGGUCAAGAAUCUUGCCUUCCAGAAAAAUGUCAAAAUAAGAAUGACCUUCAAUGCUUGGCAGAGCUUUACAGACCACGAAUGCCACUAUGUCAAAGACACUUAUGCAGGCACUGAUAGGGACACUUUCUCAUUUGAUAUUAUUCUGCCGGAUGCUAUUAGGUCUCUGAAGAAGAUAGAAUUUGCUGUCUGUUUUGAAUGCAAUAGUAAAACCUAUUGGGACAGUAAUAAAGGACAAAAUUACAGAAUAGUUCGGUCUGACUUUCACAACCGCCACUGUGAACCUGAUUAUAACCUUUCUGUGGAUCAGUUUGGGAGUCCCAGGUGCUCUUAUGGCUUGUUUCCGGAGUGGUCCAGCUACUCUGGGUUUGAUAAACAAGGGCCCUACUACUAAUGAAGUAUAAAAGUACUGUUAUGCCAGUCCCAACAUUGGAGACUUGGUGUAUGGUGAGAUUUCAAACAUGUUAAGCCUUGUUGAACUGAAACUGGUUUCAGACCGUAUAGUAGAU
This is a messenger RNA of Nanorana parkeri, 1247 nucleotides long. RefSeq names its product protein phosphatase 1 regulatory subunit 3B (gene PPP1R3B). Gene Ontology annotation, molecular function: glycogen binding; protein phosphatase 1 binding. The coding region runs from base 239 to 1132 and encodes 297 amino acids. The record is from RefSeq and is a predicted model, not a curated record. Gene Ontology annotation, biological process: regulation of glycogen biosynthetic process. Gene Ontology annotation, cellular component: protein phosphatase type 1 complex. Lineage: Eukaryota; Metazoa; Chordata; Amphibia; Anura; Dicroglossidae. The transcript is spliced from 2 exons.